Venturia canescens is the source of this 2748-nucleotide messenger RNA. RefSeq lists its product as uncharacterized. Lineage: Eukaryota; Metazoa; Arthropoda; Insecta; Hymenoptera; Ichneumonidae. Bases 524 to 2743 code for a protein of 739 amino acids. The transcript has 2 exons. The record is from RefSeq and is a predicted model, not a curated record.
AAUUUGUUAGGGUUCACCUGUUCAUGAUGAGGUCAUGAUCAGGUUUUGAAACGGGCAAUCCUAUUGUUAAAAGCCUGAUGUGGCCGCUAUAAGGUUUUCCACAAUAAUUUCCAAAACAGCCUAAUCUAAAAUGGCCCUGAUCGGGUUCGCCUAGAUAAGGCCUUUUUGACCGUUAUCUCAUUCAGGUCCUGCUCAGGCUCGACUUAAUCACGCCAUAUGUGGAAAUCCUUAUGAGAUUCCAGCUGGAAUCUACCACAAUACUGCCUUGACAGUACUUGUUCUAUUAGGUCCUUCCAAGGCUUGCCUUAUGACUGGCACAAACGCGUAUUCGAAUAUGGUGAAUAAGUUAUAUUCCAUUAGUGUUUUAUACGAGAUCCGAGUGACAAGUUUCCAAGUGAUUUUCAAAGUGAGUUUCCAUAUAUUUGAUGAAGUUUUAUUCUAUUCGUAUUUUAUAAAAGAUCCGAGUGACGAGUUUUCAAGUGAAAUCAAACAAUAAAAAAAUUUUAUCUGAACAUAAGUUGAAAUGAAUCGAGAUGAGCAACGUCGGUAUAAGGCGCGCAUGCGUAUGCGAAGAUAUCGCUCUAUGCGUAAAUUUUCAAAAGAUUUACAUAGCCCGAGUACUAGUUUUGCUUCGGUAACUAGAGAAAGAAAUGAAAACAUCACAGAUGGUGUGACAAAGAUUUUUGAUAAUGAAAACAGUGAGUCUGCGACAAGUUCAAUCAAUGGUGGGGAAUUGAAUUUUAACAAACAUGACAGCGAAGGGCAUACUGAUAAUAAAGAAUCCAGCGGUGAUGAGCUAAACAGAGACAGCGAUGGAAAAUUCACCAAUGAAGAAAGCAGCGAAGCAACAUCUAAUAAUGAAGAGAGCAGCGAAGUAGAAUCCAUGAAUGAAGAAAGCAGCGAAGAAAAUUCUGACGGGGACAGGCAGUGUAAUGAAGAAAACCAAGAGCGGAGAGGGCAUCCUGUUGAAGAAAACACUGAAAUUUUAGAACUGCGAAAGUGGGCUGUGGCUGCUCGUAUUCCACAAACACAGUUGGAUAAAUUGCUUGAAAUUCUUCGAAAAAGAUUGUUACCAGAAUUGCCAAAAUCAUCAAAAACUUUCCUCAAAACAACAUCAGCAAUGUAUGAAAUUGAAAAGUUCAAGGAUGUUGAUGGUGCUGAAAUAGGUGACUUUGUGUAUUUUGGAAUAAAACACCAUCUCCAAAGAAUUGUGAACUCCAAUUUGCACAAAGACAAUAUAUUGUACCUGCAAUUUAACAUCGAUGGAAUUUCCCUGUUUAAAUCAAGCAGUAAGCAACUCUGGCCAAUUUUAUGCAAAGUUUUUUCUGAACCCGACGUAUAUCGAGUUUUCCCAGUGGCUAUAUACGCCGGAAUCGAAAAGCCGCACGUUGCGAACAUGUAUUUUGAAAAAUUUAACAAUGAGAUGUUAGAUCUUUUACGCGAAGGAAUCGUUAUAGAUGGGACGCUACUCGAAAUUCGUAUUAUGUGUUUCAUUUGCGACAAACCCGCUCGCUCUUUCGUCAAAUGCAUAAAAAACCAUGGCGCAUAUUAUGCCUGUGAGCGUUGUACUGUUAAAGGUGAGAGAUAUGAUGAACGUAUAAUCUAUCCAUCCACAAAUUGCCCGGAAAGAACAAAUGAAAGUUUUCGGAGACAAGAACAACCUGAACACCAUAGAGGGGUCUCACCUUUACUAAUCAUCGCUGAACUCGACAUGGUUAUGCAUUUUGUGUUGGAUUUUAUGCAUCUUUGCUGUCUUGGCUUGAUGAAAAAAUUGCUCGAAUAUUGGAUGAAGGGUGAUCGAAAAGUAAAAAUGAGCCACACAGGGAAAUCAAUUUUGACCUACAUUUUACUUGAACUGCAAUCGCAAAUACCUCAAGAAUUUCAACGCACAACCAGAUCAUUGGCCGAGAUUGCAAAGUGGAAAGCAACGGAAUUCCGAUUUUUUUUGUUGUAUCUCGGAUCAGUUGUUUUGAAAAAAGUUCUACAAGAUGACUUGUACAAACAUUUUAUGCUCUUGCAUGCGGCUUGUAGAAUUUUGUGCUCAAAAGACCUGGCGUUGAAAUUCAAUGAACAGGCAAAGACUUAUCUUACACGAUUCGUACAACUCAGCGAAUUUUAUUAUGGAAAACAGAGCCAAGUUUUAAAUAUGCACUCGGUAAUACAUUUGGCCGACGAUGUCAAAAAUCUAAAAUGUCCUUUGAAUAAUAUCACCGCAUUUCCGUUUGAAAGUUCAUUAGGAAAAAUUAAAAAAAUGGUCCGAAAUGGCAAUCGUCCGCUGUCUCAAAUAUGUCGUCGGUAUUAUGAAGAAUUUCUCGUUAAUACAGAUAAAACUGAAAUACCACAAGCUGUGAUAAUAGUCUACAAAAAAGUCAAAAAAGGCAUCGAACCACAAAGAAACAGAAUAAUAAAAAAGCUUCAAUAUAAAGAAUUUACUCUGACUAAUAAUUCACCCGACAACACGGUAAUGCUCCAAAACGGUCAGAUUUUAAUGAUCAACGCAAUAUAUAAAUUGUCUAAUCAACAUCAAGAAGAAAUUAAGAUCGCCGGAAAAAUUUUGAGUCGAGAAAAACCUAUUUUUGAAUAUCCGUGUAACUCACAGACCCUGCAUAUGUGGAAGGUAAAAAAAACCAACAUUAACAAAACUUGUGCUCUUCAAAAUAUUCAGGCCAAAAUGGUGUGCUUGAAAAUCGAUGAUGGUUCAGAAGAAAAAAAAAUCUAUGUAAUGCCAUUACUUCAUACGUAAAAAAA